GCCACCUGGUUGCAAAUUCCUCCUCACGAAUUUCUUGUCGUGCGGGUAAUAAGCAUUUUCCUAAUUUAAUCAAUUACAAGUAUGGACGAUGACGCGUGGCAGGACCUCGUGGGCAUCAGCGCCGAUCCGCCCAACAGACGCGACAAGUGCGAGAAGUGCAAACGACCCGUGGUAGUUUGCUGGUGUCCGGCUUUGCCGCAUCCACCUGAGGCGGUGGCCUCACAGAUUGUGAUACUGCAACACCCUGCAGAGGAGAAGAGAUCACUGCGCACAGCACUGAUGCUGCAGUUGGGUCUGGAGCCGGGAAAAUGUGUCGUCUACAAAGGCAAGCGUUUUCCAAACCAUAGAAACCACGCUGAUCUGCAGAGGAUUCUGGACUCCCCACAAACAUUACUUCUUUAUCCCAGUCGGGACUCAGUCCCACUGGAGGAGGUGGAUCGCAGUGCGGGUCCUUACACACUGGUGCUCAUCGAUGGUACCUGGCCGCAGGCUAAAGCCAUUUACGCCAGCAGUCCGGCUCUACACCGCCUGCGGCAGGUGAAACUCAUCGCCGUGGGCAUAAGUGACUACAUCAUCCGAACCCAGCCCACGGAAGGAUGCCUCAGCACGCUAGAGACCGCAGCGCAAUGCCUGGCCGUGCUCGAGUCUCGGCCAGAGCUAAGACAAACGCUUGUGCGACCGCUGCACACGCUGUGCAAGUACCAACUCGAAAACGGAGCCGUGGAGCAUCAGUCGAAGGAGUUUCUAUUGAAGAACAACCAAUAUCCCAAGCCUAUUGGCAAGCGGCUCAGCCGACUGCUUAGAAACACCGCUUGCGAUGGCAAUGAAGAAACGUGAUAGGCAGGGCAGAAAACACAGGAUAUGUUGCAUGUGCCUGUGCUUUAUAACAAACUUUGUGUUCCGGUCGUAGCCGUAUUUGAUUUGGUAACGCUAAUAUAAUAAUUUUCUACUGAUAAGUCCAAGAUGUGGCCUUUGCUGAACGUCAUAUGGUGGGUUUGUUCCUGGCAUCCGUGAGAGCUCUGGUGAACACGCACUUGACGAUGGCAUAGCCCCGCAUGCAGGCAUUCGUCUCGUCCUCUGGGGAUUACACAUUAAAGAUUUCGUUUGUAACUUAGUCCCACUUAGAACACUCACUGCCUUCAGCUUCACAGGCCUCCACGGAAUCGCCAGUGGCUGGCCAAACAUAUUUGCGCACCAAAUCGGUAUUUAACUUAUAGUCUGUCAUCAAACCGGACUUUUCGAAAAAGCAGUGGAAAUAGCACUGCAAGAAAUUUUUGAGUAUUGGAGGGCAAAGGAUCUGCAAGAGACACCUACCAUGCUGGUUGCCCUAUCCUUGUCAUCUUGUAACUCCCCAGUGCUAUUAAACUGCAAGACAUUAGCUGAAAGAAGUUAAAAAUAAGGCAACAUUUCCUUUGUUAUCCUUCGCAGUAUUUCCACACUCACUCGUCGACGUUAUAAAACUAGCAUUGCAGUUCCGAAUAACCUCUUCAAAAUCUACGUAGUCAGCAUCUCUAGGAGCUGAGGUGGUGGUGGAAAUGUCAUCCACAUCGCCAUCGAAACUGUCAUAGUUUAUAAUAAAAAUAUCGCCAUUGUCCUUGGCGUGAUCCUGUAGAGCCUUGGCACAAUUCAGGCUCAAGUUCAGAAAAGCAAAGACAGCACAAGCUCUGACUAACGCGGAAUACAUCUUGCACUAACAAAACACUGGAUGGGAUUUUGUGACUGCCCUUUUAUAGAUCACAUUCUCAUGCAUUUAAUAGAUUUGGUCGUGCCAUGCACUGUUACAAUAAUUUGAUAUAAUAUUUCCGGAAAUUGGAUACCAAUAAAGUGUACUUUGAAUAAAACACACAAAA
This is a messenger RNA of Drosophila yakuba, 1850 nucleotides long. It is a transcript of the gene Dtwd2, whose product is annotated as tRNA-uridine aminocarboxypropyltransferase 2. The coding region runs from base 82 to 837 and encodes 251 amino acids. Lineage: Eukaryota; Metazoa; Arthropoda; Insecta; Diptera; Drosophilidae. The transcript has 2 exons. The record is from RefSeq and is a predicted model, not a curated record.